CUUGAUCGGUGACUGCUGUCUGGUUGCGCAUCUGGCGCCGUAGCGCGGUUGAAGCAGCCGCCCGAGCAUAUCCUGCUCCUGACUACGGCCGCUCCGAUGGAUCACACCGAGCACUUCUACGGCCGCUCGGCCGCCGGCAUGCCGUCGGUCGCCUCCACCGCCGCCCCGACCCCGCAGCGGCCCGGCACGCCGAGCGAGUCGGUCGGCCGUAACCCCUUCGGCGACGGCGUCGAGUCGCAGGCGUCGCACCGCUCGUCCGGGAACCCGGCCAACCCGUUCGCCAGCCCCGACGCUUCGCGGCCCGCUAGCAGCCUCGACUCGGCCUCGGCGCUGGGCCGCUACGACGGAGGGCAGCGCUACUUCCACUCGCGCCGCGUGCGCAAGGGCGAGAUCGAAAAGCCGUGGACCAAGCAGGCCGACCCCAAGGAGAAGUGGGUCACCAUCCUGCCCUUGCUGGGCAUCUUCAUCGGCCUCGCCAUCUCGGGCGUGCUGGUCUGGGACGGCAUCCGCAGCGUCGUCAAGCACAAGUACUGCCUCGUGCUGGAGGAGGACUGGUCCAAUGGCUUCAACGAAAAGAUCUGGCAGAAGGAGGUGCAGGUAGGCGGGUUUGGCAACGGCGAGUUCGAGCAGACCACCGGCGGUGACCAGAACGUCUACAUCGAGAACGGCAACCUCAUCAUCAAGGCGACGCCGCAGGACGACGCCCUGAUGCAGCAGGACUACACGAUCAACCUGCUCAAGGACGGCACGUGCACGUCAAAGCUGCCGGCCGACUGCAUCGCUGUGACCAACAUCACGACGGGCAACUCGUCCAUCGUGCCGCCGGUGCUGUCGGGCCGCAUCAACACUCGGCCCGGGGCGACGAUCAAGUACGGGCGGGUCGAGGUGACGGCCAAGCUGCCGGCCGGCGACUGGCUGUGGCCGGCCAUCUGGAUGAUGCCGCGCGACUCGGUCUACGGGCCGUGGCCGCAGUCGGGCGAGAUCGACCUGAUGGAGAGCCGAGGCAACAACUACACGUACCCGCAGGGCGGCAACAACAUCAUGUCGUCGGCGCUGCACUGGGGGCCCAACCCGGCCAACGACGGCUGGUGGCGCACCAACGUCAAGCGGCAGGCGCUGCACACGACCUACUCGGCCGGCUUCAACACGUUCGGGCUCGAGUGGUCGCAGAAGUACCUCUUCACCUACGUCAACUCGCGCCUGCUGCAGGUGCUCUACGUCAACUUCGACACGCCCAUGUGGUCGCGCGGCAACUUCCCGACGCAGGACGCCAACGGCACGCGCAUCGUCGACAUCUGGAGCAGCACCGGCCGCGACCAGACCCCCUUCGACCAGCCCUUCUACCUGAUCCUCAACCUCGCCGUCGGCGGCACCAACGGCUGGUUCGAGGACAACGUCAACGGCAAGCCCUGGCUCGACGCCUCGCCCAACGCCAAGAAGGACUUCUGGCAGGCCAAGGACAAGUGGUUCCCCACCUGGACCCAGCCCCAGAUGGAGGUCAGCAAGGUCAUGAUGUGGCAGCAGUGCGACGGCGACGAGGAUCUGUAGCGGCUGGACUGAGAGGAUACAUCUUAUUUCGUAUUUUGUUCUUGGGACUUGGACAUGGUUUUUGUCUCUCUAUCGGUCUGUCUGUCUGCGGUGGUGUUGGAGUUAUAGAUCUGGGGUUCCUUUGGGUAAUGUCUACUAUUUCCG
Molecule: messenger RNA, 1692 nt
Organism: Thermothielavioides terrestris NRRL 8126
Lineage: Eukaryota; Fungi; Ascomycota; Sordariomycetes; Sordariales; Chaetomiaceae
Product: glycoside hydrolase family 16 protein
Exons: 2
Coding region: 97-1548 (483 amino acids)
Biological process (GO): carbohydrate metabolic process
Molecular function (GO): hydrolase activity, hydrolyzing O-glycosyl compounds
Source: RefSeq, a predicted model, not a curated record